Pocillopora damicornis (cauliflower coral) is the source of this 2008-nucleotide messenger RNA. Its product is annotated as ubiquitin carboxyl-terminal hydrolase MINDY-3. The record is from RefSeq and is a predicted model, not a curated record. Gene Ontology annotation, molecular function: cysteine-type deubiquitinase activity; K48-linked deubiquitinase activity; calcium ion binding. NCBI's taxonomy places the organism in Eukaryota, Metazoa, Cnidaria, Anthozoa, Scleractinia, Pocilloporidae. Gene Ontology annotation, biological process: protein K48-linked deubiquitination.
GUUCGCAUUGCAUUGUAGGUUAUUUCAAAUAUGGCGGACGACGAGGACGUUUGCCGGGUUAUGUCGUCUGAAAAUUUCGACGAGGUUUUAAAUCUUGUCUGGGGAACAAACGUGAAAGAGGAGAUAUUCGAAAGGUGGUCUCAAGGUUUUGUCUUUUCAACAGUGGAACCAAGUGCUCUUAUUCAGAAACAUGGAGGACCAUGUGCUAUCAUAGCUUCUGUCCAGGCUUUUAUUCUAAAGAAUAUCCUUUUUGUAGAGGAAACACCAGCUCCUGAUAACUGGAGACAAGUCGCAGAUGAGCAAGCUAGACAGUUGCUUGUUUGCUCUCUUUGUGAGAUGCUUAACAAUGUCAAAACUGAGAAAUUUACCCUGGUGUUUCUCAGGGAUCAUCUGGUCUUUACAUCAUGUAUGACAGCUGAAAGAACAGACACAAAAAGUGAGGAGUGUGCAUCAUCCAACAGUCCAGAUUCCAGUUCCCCUGAUUACCACAAAUCAGUCUGUGCUUCGGAGCUUACUUCAUUAUCUAGUGAUAAUUUUCAUUCAAAACUGUGUCAGGUUCAAUGUCAUGCUUUAGAAGAUGUCACUCAAGUUAUUAAAAAAAACAUAGCCAUGUUAGAAGGCCGCUUUGGUGUGCUGCUAUUUCUUUAUUCAGUGUUAUUAACAAAGGGUUUAGAAAGUAUCAGGUCUGAAAUGGAAGAUGUGGGUGAACCACUAGUGGAUGAGAGUUUUGGGCAUGGAAGUCAAACCCUCAUCAACCUUAUGCUGACUGGAUAUAGCGUAUCAAAUGUCUGGGACUCUUCAAGAACACUUUCAGGCCUGGAAUUAAGAGGUGUUCCUAAACAGUCUUCAAUAGGAUUUUUAACACUUUUAGAAGCUCAUCGAUACUGUGAGGUUGGGAACUUUUUGAAAUCUCCUAUGUAUCCAGUAUGGCUUCUUGCAAGUGAAACUCACCUUACAGUCUUCUUCUCCCAGGAACGAAGUCUAACUGGCUCAGAAAGUGAUAGAGAAAGAGGCUUGAGAGUUUUUAAAUCUCAUGACCAGCAAGACAAUGGUUUUAUUACGAGUGAUCAACUUGGAAGUGUCUUAGAGGAUCUUGAUCUUGUUUCUGAUCCUGAAUAUGUAUCCUUCAUGAAAGAACGCUUAGACCAAGAUUCUGUUGGGAUCAUUCUUCUACAUAAUUUCCUGACAGAGUUUUUCCCUGGAGAGGAUAUGCUAGCAGAUGAUGUUAAGCCAUUUAAAGCUUUUCAUUACAAUGGACUUGGAUUAAGAGAGGAAGAUGGCACCAAAAAGGUUAUGUAUACAGAAGGACUAGCUUCCAUUGAGCCAUCAGACUUCAGUCGAAUAGCAGAACAACAGAUUGUUUCUUGUCUGAAAACAAAGUGGCCAGGAGUGUGGCUCGAGUGGGAGGGAAAACAUGUGCCGUCAUUAAAUUAAAAAGGAUGGAAGUCCAGCGCAUAAGAUCUAUCCAUUAUAUUGAUUACUUUUUAUAAAUGAUGUAAGAGAUCCUAUAUGCCUCUCUUUGAGAAAGUUGGUGGGCAUAGAAAAAUGAGCUGUUCCUUCAGUCUUCGUUCUACAAGACCUGUCAUGUUGCCUCACCAGACAGUCAACAUGCUGUUUCAGUGGAAGAACACUCAGGCUUUUACUUAGCAUAACAUAAGCUCUACUUGGUCGCAGCUCUAUUUUCCUUUACAAGCUGUUACAGUGUUGGAAAGAAGCUUAGUGAGCUCAGUGGAAAACAAAUGCAUUACAACAGACAUUGGGCUGCAUAAGAGCAACCUGUAUGGUUAAAUGUUGCGAACUCUGAAUCUUUGUAACUUAAUAAAGUAUUGAAACAGACAAUCUUAAUCCUGCCACAUAUUUUUUAAAACAGAGGAGAAAAAAAUGUUUCAGGAAAGUGAAUUUCACCCAUGAAUUAAUUCCUAGACAUAUGAUUUAAAUUAAUUUUUUAACUGGUAUUCUUGUUAUGAAAUUUAUAAAUAAAUUAAUGGAAAGUAUUUGGAGAAAGUAU